Messenger RNA from Jaculus jaculus (lesser Egyptian jerboa), 1973 nucleotides. RefSeq names its product glutamyl-tRNA amidotransferase subunit B (gene Gatb). Gene Ontology annotation, molecular function: glutaminyl-tRNA synthase (glutamine-hydrolyzing) activity. Gene Ontology annotation, biological process: mitochondrial translation; glutaminyl-tRNAGln biosynthesis via transamidation. NCBI's taxonomy places the organism in Eukaryota, Metazoa, Chordata, Mammalia, Rodentia, Dipodidae. The transcript has 13 exons. The coding region runs from base 24 to 1697 and encodes 557 amino acids. The record is from RefSeq and is a predicted model, not a curated record.
CUGACGUGGACUCUGGAGCUGUCAUGGCGGCGCCCAUACUCCGCCGGGGCUUCCCUGGAGGACGUUGGGCUUUAGUGUGGAUUCAUGGCGGUUGCCGCCACCGAAAUGGGGCUCCGACUGGGCCCACGCUCGGAUCUACGAGGGGGCGGAGUUCCGUGGCACAGCAGUCCCUCCAGACGGCCCAGAAACCGAGGAAAGGUGAACACAAAUGGGAAACUGUAGUAGGACUGGAAGUUCAUGCCCAGAUUUCCUCCAAUUCUAAACUCUUCUCUGGAUCCAAAGUCUGCUUUGCAGCCCCUCCAAAUUCUUUGGUGUCUUUUUUUGAUGCAUCCCUGCCUGGAACUUUGCCAGUUCUCAACAGGAGGUGUGUAGAAGCCGCAGUGAUGACAGGCCUGGCCCUGAACUGCCGCAUCAACAAGAAGUCCUUGUUUGACCGGAAGCACUACUUCUACGCAGACCUUCCUGCUGGCUACCAGAUUACCCAGCAGCGGCUCCCGAUCGCUGCUCAGGGGAGCUUGAAGUACAGCAUCUGCACGGGACAGAGGCGAAGUCAGAUGGUCACCAAGACGGUGAGGAUCAAGCAGAUCCAGCUGGAACAAGACAGCGGCAAGAGCCUCCACGAUGACCUGAGGUGCCAGACACUCGUCGAUCUGAACAGGGCAGGAGUCGGCCUUCUGGAAGUGGUCCUGGAGCCCGACUUGUGCUGUGGAGAAGAGGCAGCCACAGUCGUCAGGGAGCUGCAGCUAAUCCUCCAAGCCCUGGGAGCCAGCCAAGCGAACAUGGCAGAGGGCCAGCUGCGAGUGGACGCCAACAUAUCUGUGCAUCACCCCGGGGAGCCCCUGGGCGUCCGGACUGAAGUAAAGAAUCUUAACAGCAUUAGGUUCUUGGCUAAAGCCAUAGACUAUGAAAUUCAGAGACAAAUCAGUGAACUUGAGAAUGGAGGUGAAAUUCUGAAUGAAACUCGCUCAUUUGAUCACAAGCUGGGGUGCACUGUGCCAAUGAGAGACAAGGAAGGAGAACAAGACUACAGGUUUAUGCCAGAGCCCAAUCUGCCUCCCCUGGUGCUCUAUGACACCUCGUGUCUGCCUGCCGGUGCAGACCCUCAGCAAGUAAUCAACAUAGACCGGAUCCGGGACUCACUGCCAGAGCUCCCCAGUGUGACCCGAGACCGGCUCGUGGGGGAGUAUGGGAUGCUGCCUGAGCACAGCUUUGUGUUGUUGAAUGAAGUUGGCCUACUGGAAUUCUUCCAAAAUGUGAUGAAAGAAACUAGGGCAGAACCCAAAAAGGUGACCAACUGGGUCCUGAACACCUUCCUGGGCUAUUUAAAACAACAGAACCUCGCUGUGAGUGAGAGUCCUGUCACACCCUCUGCACUAGCUGAGCUUCUCAACCUGCUGGACAGAAAAGUAAUUUCUUCGUCAGCAGCCAAACAGGUGUUUGGGGAGCUGUGCAAGGCUGAGGGGAAGACAGCAACACAGAUUGUCUCUGAGCAGAGGCUGGAACUGAUGCAGGAUCGAGAGGAGCUGGAGCGGCUCUGCCACGCCACCAUGGACGAACACCCCCAAGUGGUCAUGGACAUGAAGGGGGGAAACCCCAGAGCUAUAAAUAAGCUGAUCGGCUUGGUCCGGAGAGCAAGCCUAAGCAGGGCGGACCCGACUGUGAUCAAGGAAAUACUGGAGAGGAAGCUGUCGCCGUGAGCUGCGUGGGCUCCUCUGUCUGGCCCGGCAAACAGGAGCCCGGGAGGGAUGAUGGGUGACGUACAAGUGGUGCCUCCAGGAGGCGGAGCUGUCCGCAGGCGUGUGCCUGGCCUGUACGAGCCUGGGCCCUGAGGAGUGGUCUCCAUGAAGACCAGGAGCCAUCUCAGCUGCCUCAGUGACCCAGCCGUGACGGGGGCAGCGGUGGCCGGGAGGGAACUAGUACAUCCCACUGUGAAGUAAUUCUAGAAGGAAUAAAGUGUGUUUCCAAUACUGUGA